CCGUUUGUACACAGCAAAACAGCAUUGUAAACUUCUCGUGUUUUUUGGAGGCAAGUUCGAUUUGGCAAUCGAAGCGUGGGGGCAUUAUCAGCAUGAAGCUCUGUGCUGCCGCUGUUCUCUUAGUGACAUGUAUGGCAAUCACGGCAUCGGAGAUCAUUUCGCCAUGGAAUGCCGGAUGGAGCGCUGUGAUAGUAUCGGGUCACGACAGUCUGUCCGACGAUUCGAACGACCAGUCCAACGAUCACGACAGCUUUCCAAGCAGCGAUGAUUCAGAAACGUACGCGACACAGUACAUCGCUCAAGAUGAACUGGGCCAGACUAGCUUCGGAUACGCUCACCAUGGCCAGGCGGCCACUAAUUAUCGCGAUGCUUGGGGUAAUCAGGUGGGCAAUUGGGCCUUCAUCACCCCCGAAGGCCAGCAAAUAAUCGUCGCUUACAUCGCCGACGAUCGGGGCUUCCGCGCAUUCUCCGAAAACUUACCAGUGGCACCGUCUUUCAUUCAUGAAGCACCGACGGAUACGAUCGAAGUGGCCGCCGCUCGGGCCGAACAUUUGGCCACUUACCACAUCGUGAAGAAUAGGCCUGUUGCCAAUGUAAUGCCAGCGGAAGUUCCCAACAUGGGCUUUAUCCAGUCUGUGACGGAUACUCCGGAAGUAAUGCUAGCCAAAACAGAAUUCAUGAAAGUUUUCAACGCGAUCAAGAACAGUCGAGCUGUAUAAAAAUAAUAAAGCCAAUGUACAUGGUUGUCGCCGUCAUAAUUCCUAUAUCCUAUUUGCAGUGAAAAUAGAAAGAUU
Daphnia carinata is the source of this 794-nucleotide messenger RNA. RefSeq lists its product as uncharacterized. Gene Ontology annotation, molecular function: structural constituent of chitin-based larval cuticle. The record is from RefSeq and is a predicted model, not a curated record. The transcript is spliced from 2 exons. Gene Ontology annotation, cellular component: chitin-based extracellular matrix. The coding region runs from base 93 to 719 and encodes 208 amino acids. NCBI's taxonomy places the organism in Eukaryota, Metazoa, Arthropoda, Branchiopoda, Diplostraca, Daphniidae.